AAACACCCUUGAGCUUUAGGCCCGUUGGGAGCUAGCUCUGAGCAUCACAGUUUCAGCCUGUCUCUGCAUUUGACAAUGCUCCUGAGCCCCUCCCUUGUCCUUCCCCUGCAGCCCACACGGGCCCCCGUUGGCCCUGAGAACGCAGGGUUGUUUUCCACCCCAGGGGUGCCUGAAACCACAAUUGCCAUCUGGGUUUGGCAGCCUUGGGCCCAGACGGAUGGGCUCCAAAUAGAUCUGGCAGCAGGGCCAGGCCCCUCCCCGCCUGUGGUCGAAGCCGGAGUGGGCGGGAUGAGGGGGGAUGUGGCCCUUUACCCAGCCACACCAGGACUAGCAGCAGGGUAUAAAUGGUGGCCUGUGAGCCACAGGCUCCAACAGGCAUCAGCAGAGCAUCCUACAAGACAAGAGCAACCAGCGAAACCGGCUUCUACCAUGAAGACACUCACCCUGCUGACUUUGCUGGCACUGGCGACCCUGUGCCUGUGCCGUGGGGCCUCGGAUCAUUCCAACAGCGCUAACGACUCGCCCAGCUCUGAAGCGUUCGUCUCCAAACAGGACAGCGCUGAGGUGGUGAGGAGACACAAACGGAACUAUGUCUACAAGAGGUUCUAUAUCAUCGACCCUCUCGAGGGCAAGCGUGAGAUCUGUGAGCUCAACCCCGACUGUGACGAGCUGGCUGACCACAUUGGAUUCCACAAGGCUUACCGAAGAUACUACGGGGCGGUCUAGAGCUUCCUGGCCCAGAGAUCCACCCAAGUCCAUCCCAGUGCGGGGGAGAGAGGAAGAGGAAUUGAUACCUAAGCACAGCAGGGAGCAGAGAUCUUCUGCCCCAAGCUGAUUCCUGUAACUGUGUGUUAAACGUACAAGCUUUAUGUUCCCUAAGCUGCCAGCCCAGCGCCUUGUACUGAGCCUGGAGCGCUUGCGCUUGUAUCUAUAAUGCUUUACUGACGGUUUCCUUUACGGGCCAGGUGCGUCGUGCUGGUUUUGCGCUAUGGAACGUUUCUUCAAUGAUGUGAGAAAAUAAACGAGAGGAACG
Chelonia mydas (Green sea turtle) is the source of this 1033-nucleotide messenger RNA. It is a transcript of the gene BGLAP, whose product is annotated as bone gamma-carboxyglutamate protein. The coding region runs from base 76 to 726 and encodes 216 amino acids. The record is from RefSeq and is a predicted model, not a curated record. The transcript is spliced from 4 exons. Gene Ontology annotation, cellular component: extracellular region. NCBI's taxonomy places the organism in Eukaryota, Metazoa, Chordata, Testudines, Cheloniidae. Gene Ontology annotation, biological process: bone development; osteoblast differentiation; regulation of cellular response to insulin stimulus. Gene Ontology annotation, molecular function: hydroxyapatite binding; structural constituent of bone; calcium ion binding.